Molecule: messenger RNA, 1842 nt
Organism: Rhopilema esculentum
Lineage: Eukaryota; Metazoa; Cnidaria; Scyphozoa; Rhizostomeae; Rhizostomatidae
Source: RefSeq, a predicted model, not a curated record
AAUCCCUUUUUUGGCCGUUUGACAACGAGGGUGUUUAAUGAAAUCGAGACAGUUGUUGUUUGGCAUAAAUCUUGUACGGCGCUUCUACGUAAAAUAUCUACUAUUAUUUUGCGUUUAAACCAAGACAAGUUUUUGGAAAUGGAGAAUAAAGACAUUGAAAUGGUAGAAGGUGUUUCAAAGACGAAGAAAAGAUCACUCGGUAGGCAAUGCGCGGCUUAUGGGUGUUAUAACACCUUUUACAAAACUGAUGGAUCGCCAUCCGGCCUACAUUUCUUCAGAUUCCCACAAAAGAACCCCGAGAAGCUUCGUUGGUGUAACCUCAUCAAACGUGCAGAUGGACGUGACGGUUUUAAUGUUACACUGUCUACAUUCCUUUGUGAAGACCAUUUUACUGAUGCGUACAUCAGCAGGUAUCCAAAUCAGUGGCGUCUGAAAACUGGAGCUGUCCCUUCUUUGAAUCUGUUCAGUAGCGUAGAUCGGUUGCCAAGAGUAUCCCGCAAAGCGCCAGCUGAACGUACGUUUUCUUCCUCUGCAUCAGCGACUGCAAUCUUCGAUGAUGAUGUUUCUCCCUUGGCUUCUAAUGUAAUGGAAUCCUCGCUACAAUUAUCAACUGAUGAUUCACCAACAACUUCAGUUUCUACGCAAACUGAAUUUUCUUUUGUCAGUUCUCCAAUUUACAUUCCUUCUUCCUUUGACCAAAACAAGGAGUGCGACCAUGAAUACUCCUCUUAUACACCUCACGAGAACGAUCUUUUUAAUAUUUGUAACCAGCAUGACCAUCUUUCAACAAAGACCAAGGAACUCUCUUUGCAAGUUGACAAACUAUCCAAACAAAUUGGUGACUUGGAACAACAAAUUUCUCAGCUGAAAAGCUCUCUCUUCUCAAUCGAUAAACUGGAAAAAGAUGAUGCUGCUGUCAGAUUUUAUACUGGCUUUCAAAAUUUUUCUUCUCUUCGUGCCUUGUUUGAGUAUUUCCAGCCAAAGCUUGAUCGUAUUCAUUAUUGGCGUGGGCCUACAUCUUCCAAGGUUUCAGAUCUUUCCUAUCAACAGUCCUCUCAAUCUCAGAAACCUGGUCCAAAACGCAGCCUUUCGCAAUUAGAAGAAUUUAUUUUUGUAUUAAUGAGACUCAAAGUUGGUUUAUUUAUGAAUGAUGUAUCAGACAGAUUUGGAAUCUCUACUGGACAUGCUUCAAAAAUUUUUACAAGUUGGAUUAACUUUUUAUUUCAUGAACUUCCUCUUUUGUUUCCGUUUCCAUCUCAAGAAAGAAUACGAAAAGAUAUGCCACAGCAAUUCAAAGAUUAUCCUACUACGAGAAUCAUUAUUGACUGUACCGAAAUUUUUACUGAAAUACCAUCCUCACUUAAGUCUCAGUCUCAAACUUGGUCCCAAUACAAACAUCAUAACACCUGGAAAGCCCUUGUUGGAAUCUCACCAACAGGCUGUAUUACUUUUGUUUCAAAGCUUUGGUCUGGCAGAGUGUCAGAUAAAGAAAUUACUCAGAAGUGUGGUGUUUUGCAACUUUUAGAGAAUGGAGACAAUAUCAUGGCCGAUAGAGGAUUUGACAUCUCUAAUAUUCUUCCUCCUGGUGUAUCUCUUAAUAUUCCUCCUUUCAAAGGCACUAGAAGCCAGCUAACAGCAGAAGAAACAGAAGAAACAGCCCGAAUUGCAGCAGUACGCAUUCAUGUUGAAAGAGCUAUUGGUCGUGUAAAGAAUUUUCAUAUCCUGGAUGGAGUCAUAUCUUUAAGUUUACAACCUAUUUUAAACCAAAUUUUUUCAGUAUGUUGCCUUCUAACUAAUUUUCAGCCAUUUCUAGUUCAAAAUUCUAACAAUAGAUCUGAAUAG